AGUACAAGUAUAUACUUAACAGUUAGCGUAGAACUGUUCUCGUAGGCAGUCAACUUCUACAUUUAUAUAGAUAUGAAAUCCUUCAUUGAAUACUCGCCGGAUUGUGAAUUUCCUAUUGAAAAUCUUCCAUAUGGAGUUUUCUCUACUCCAGAAUGCCCUCAAAAACGAAUAGGGGUGGCUAUUGGAGAUGAAAUAUUGGAUUUAUACGCAAUAGCUAAUUAUUUCACCGGACCGCUUUUGGAGAAGAAGCAAAAUGUUUUCCGACAGGAUAAUCUCAAUCAAUUUAUGGCUCUUGGAAGACCAUCCUGGAUAGAAGCAAGAAAAACAUUACAGCGAUUAUUAUCAGCUGAAAAUUCAACUCUUCAAGAUCCACAAAUCAGGGCAAAGUCCUUCGUGAGUCAAGAAAAAGCAAUAAUGCAUUUGCCUGCCAAGAUUGGAGAUUACACCGAUUUUUAUUCCUCCAUUCAUCAUGCGACAAAUGUUGGGAUUAUGUUUCGAGGGAAAGAGAACGCCCUCAUGCCGAACUGGAAAUAUCUUCCUGUCGGUUACCACGGUAGAGCAAGUUCAGUUGUGAUUUCCGGUACUCCUAUCUAUCGUCCGUAUGGACAGACUGUUCCGGUUGAAGGCACACCGCCUGUGUAUGGACCUUCGAGACUUCUAGACUUUGAAUUAGAAGUAGCCUUCUUUGUUGGAGGCUCACCGACGAAAUUGGGAGAAAGUGUUUCUGCAUCCGAGGCGUAUGAUCAUAUAUUUGGAAUGGUUGUGAUGAACGACUGGAGCGCACGUGAUAUUCAAAAAUGGGAAUAUGUCCCUCUUGGACCAUUUGGAGCGAAAAAUUUUGGCACAACAAUUUCUCCCUGGAUCGUAACAAUGGAGGCUCUUGAAGCCUUUAAAGUUCCCAAUGUUCCUCAAGAUCCCGAACCUUUCUCGUAUCUUCAGCAUGAUUACUCUUGUAAUUUUGAUAUUAAACUCGAAGUUCAUAUUCAACCACAAAAUGGAUCGUUGACAACCGUUUCAAGAAGUAAUUACAAAAAUAUGUAUUGGACUCCGGCACAACAAUUGGCUCAUCACACUGUAAGUGGUUGCAAUGUGAACCCUGGGGAUCUUUUGGCUUCGGGAACAAUAAGUGGGGAAACUCCCGAUUCAUACGGAAGUAUGCUUGAAUUGAGUUGGAAAGGAACUCGACCAAUAGAGAUGCAAGAUGGAACAACAAGAAAGUUUCUGCAGGAUGGUGAUGAAGUCAUUAUGCACGGUUAUUGCGUUGGCGAUGGAUAUCGUGUUGGUUUUGGUUUGUGUAAAGGAAAACUGUUACCCGCAAAAACAAAAUGAUUUUUAAAUACUUAUGUAACUUUGUUUUAAAAAAAUACUUGUUUUGUAAAAGUUCCAAUAAACAUAUCUUUACAAAA
Leptopilina heterotoma is the source of this 1406-nucleotide messenger RNA. It is a transcript of the gene Faa, whose product is annotated as fumarylacetoacetase. The transcript has 8 exons. Lineage: Eukaryota; Metazoa; Arthropoda; Insecta; Hymenoptera; Figitidae. Bases 73 to 1329 code for a protein of 418 amino acids. The record is from RefSeq and is a predicted model, not a curated record. Gene Ontology annotation, molecular function: fumarylacetoacetase activity. Gene Ontology annotation, biological process: L-tyrosine catabolic process; L-phenylalanine catabolic process; homogentisate catabolic process.